AUGGCCCAGGAGCGUCCUGCCUGCGCCCUGGAGCCCGAGCAGAUCCAGCGGCUGCUGCGGUGCUGCCAGGAGGCCAAGAAGUCCGCCUACUGUCCCUACAGUCACUUCCCCGUGGGGGCCGCCCUUCUCACCCGCGACGGGAGGAUCUUCUCGGGGUGCAAUGUGGAAAAUGCUUGCUAUGCCCUGGGCAACUGUGCUGAGCGCACCGCUAUCCAGAAGGCCAUUUCAGAAGGAUACAAGGAUUUCCAGGCAAUCGCUAUUGCCAGCGACUUGAAAGAUGACUUUAUCUCACCAUGCGGAGCCUGCAGGCAAGUCAUGAGAGAGUUUGGCACCAACUGGGCUGUCUUCAUGACGAAGCCGGAUGGCACAUAUAUAACCAAGACCGUUCAGGAACUGCUGCCAGCCUCCUUUGGUCCCCAGGACCUGCAUAACAUCUAGUGAAGGCCAGAGUAUGCC
Sorex fumeus (smoky shrew) is the source of this 456-nucleotide messenger RNA. RefSeq names its product cytidine deaminase (gene CDA). Gene Ontology annotation, cellular component: cytosol. The record is from RefSeq and is a predicted model, not a curated record. The transcript has 4 exons. The coding region runs from base 1 to 438 and encodes 145 amino acids. NCBI's taxonomy places the organism in Eukaryota, Metazoa, Chordata, Mammalia, Eulipotyphla, Soricidae. Gene Ontology annotation, molecular function: zinc ion binding; cytidine deaminase activity.